Molecule: messenger RNA, 4332 nt
Organism: Pongo pygmaeus (Bornean orangutan)
Lineage: Eukaryota; Metazoa; Chordata; Mammalia; Primates; Hominidae
Gene: BCAR1
Product: BCAR1 scaffold protein, Cas family member
Exons: 8
Coding region: 349-3027 (892 amino acids)
Biological process (GO): cell migration; cell surface receptor protein tyrosine kinase signaling pathway
Cellular component (GO): focal adhesion; plasma membrane; cytoplasm
Molecular function (GO): protein binding
Source: RefSeq, a predicted model, not a curated record
GGGCGGCGCAUGCGCGGCGCGACUGGAGCGGCCGGACAGUCCGGCGUCCGGGAACGCUCAGGAGCCGGAGGAGCCGGAAAGCGCCGGGACCCCUCGCGGGGCCUCUGAGCGGCGCGGGCGGACCCGAGCCCCUAGCCCGCCAGCGCCGCUGCCCGCCAGGCCCCGGGGGCGGCGGCCAAGAUGUCCGUGCCGUGCCGCUCUCCUACCCCAUGUCGCUGAAGCAGAUGAGUUGGAGCAGGACUCAGGAGGGUACUGGGCCCAGGUUUUAUUUAGGCUGAACCUAGGAAUGAGGAAUGAGAGGAGGCAGAUCAGCUGGAGGACCAGCCCGAGUCCCCAGAUGUCGGCACAAUGCAGGGGAAGAACGUGCUGGCCAAAGCCCUCUAUGACAAUGUGGCCGAGUCCCCGGAUGAGCUCUCCUUCCGCAAGGGCGACAUCAUGACGGUGCUGGAGCAGGACACGCAGGGCCUGGACGGCUGGUGGCUCUGCUCGCUGCACGGGCGCCAGGGCAUCGUGCCUGGGAACCGCCUCAAGAUCUUGGUGGGCAUGUAUGAUAAGAAGCCAGCAGGGCCUGGCCCCGGCCCUCCCGCCACCCCGGCCCAGCCUCAGCCUGGCCUCCAUGCCCCAGCGCCUCCGGCCACCCAGUACACGCCCAUGCUCCCCAACACCUACCAGCCCCAGCCCGACAGCGUCUACCUGGUGCCCACUCCCAGCAAGGCUCAGCAAGGCCUCUACCAAGUCCCGGGUCCCAGCCCUCAGUUCCAGUCGCCCCCAGCCAAGCAGACAUCCACCUUCUCGAAGCAGACGCCCCAUCACCCGUUUCCUAGCCCGGCCACAGACCUGUACCAGGUGCCCCCAGGGCCUGGAGGCCCUGCCCAGGAUAUUUACCAGGUGCCACCUUCUGCCGGGAUGGGGCAUGACAUCUACCAGGUCCCCCCGUCCAUGGACACACGCAGCUGGGAGGGCACGAAGGCCCCGGCAAAGGUGGUGGUGCCCACCCGCGUGGGGCAGGGCUAUGUAUACGAGGCCGCCCAGCCGGAGCAGGACGAGUACGACAUCCCGCGACACCUGCUGGCCCCAGGGCCACAGGACAUCUAUGAUGUGCCCCCGGUUCGGGGGCUGCUUCCCAGCCAGUAUGGCCAGGAGGUGUAUGACACACCCCCCAUGGCUGUCAAGGGUCCCAAUGGCCGAGACCCAUUGCUGGAGGUGUAUGACGUGCCCCCCAGCGUGGAGAAGGGCCUGCCACCAUCCAACCACCACGCGGUCUACGACGUUCCUCCAUCAGUGAGCAAGGAUGUGCCUGACGGCCCACUGCUGCGUGAGGAGACCUACGACGUGCCCCCCGCCUUCGCCAAGGCCAAGCCCUUUGACCCGGCCCGCACCCCACUGGUCCUGGCUGCGCCCCCUCCAGACUCCCCGCCAGCCGAGGAUGUGUAUGACGUGCCUCCCCCGGCUCCUGACCUCUACGACGUGCCCCCUGGCUUGCGGCGGCCUGGCCCAGGCACCCUGUACGAUGUGCCCCGUGAACGGCUGCUUCCUCCUGAGGUGGCUGAUGGUGGCGUGGUCGACAGUGGUGUGUAUGCGGUGCCUCCCCCAGCUGAACGUGAAGCCCCGGUGGAGGGCAAGCGCCUGUCGGCCUCCAGCACCGGCAGCACACGCAGCAGCCAGUCCGCGUCCUCCUUGGAGGUGGCAGGGCCGGGCCGGGAACCCCUGGAGCUGGAAGUUGCCGUGGAGGCCCUGGCACGGCUGCAGCAGGGUGUGAGCGUCACCGUUGCCCACCUUCUGGACCUGGCAGGCAGCGCCGGUGGGACUGGGAGCUGGCGUAGCCCCUCUGAGCCACAGGAGCUGCUGGUGCAGGACCUGCAGGCUGCUGUGGCCGCAGUCCAGGGUGCCGUCCAAGAGCUGUUAGAGUUUGCCCGCAGCGCCGUGGGCAAUGCUGCCCACACAUCUGACCGUGCCCUGCAUGCCAAGCUUAGCCGGCAACUGCAGAAGAUGGAGGACGUGCACCAGACGCUGGUGGCACAUGGUCAGGCCCUCGACGCUGGCCGGGGAGGCUCUGGAGCCACCCCUGAGGACCUGGACCGGCUGGUGGCCUGCUCGCGGGCUGUGCCCGAGGACGCCAAGCAGCUGGCCUCCUUCCUGCACGGCAAUGCCUCAUUGCUCUUCAGACGGACCAAGGCCCCUGCCCCGGGGCCUGAGGGGGGUGGCACCCUGCAUCCCAACCCCACUGACAAGACCAGCAGCAUCCAGUCACGGCCCCUGCCCUCACCCCCUAAGUUCACCUCCCAGGACUCGCCAGAUGGGCAGUACGAGAACAGCGAGGGGGGCUGGAUGGAGGACUAUGACUACGUCCACCUGCAGGGCUGGCCUGUGCUUCUGGCUCAGAAGAGAACUGGCCUCAGCGCAGCCCCUGUCUCUCCCCUCCAGGGGAAGGAGGAGUUUGAGAAGACCCAGAAGGAGCUGCUGGAAAAGGGCAGCAUCACGCGGCAGGGCAAGAGCCAGCUGGAGCUGCAGCAGCUGAAGCAGUUUGAACGACUGGAACAGGAGGUGUCGCGGCCCAUAGACCACGACCUGGCCAACUGGACACCAGCCCAACCCCUGGCUCCGGGGCGAACAGGCAGCCUGGGGCCCUCGGACCGGCAGCUGCUGCUCUUCUACCUAGAGCAGUGUGAGGCCAACCUGACCACACUGACCAACGCCGUGGACGCCUUCUUCACCGCCGUGGCCACCAACCAGCCGCCCAAGAUCUUCGUGGCACACAGCAAGUUCGUCAUCCUCAGCGCCCACAAGCUGGUGUUCAUCGGGGACACACUGUCACGGCAGGCCAAGGCUGCUGACGUGCGCAGCCAGGUGACCCACUACAGCAACCUGCUGUGCGACCUCCUGCGCGGCAUCGUGGCCACCACCAAGGCUGCUGCCUUGCAGUACCCAUCGCCUUCCGCUGCCCAGGACAUGGUGGAGAGGGUCAAGGAGCUGGGCCACAGCACCCAGCAGUUCCGCCGCGUCCUAGGCCAGCUGGCAGCCGCCUGAGGGUGGUGACCCCAGGAGGGAGGCAAGGGAGGGGCGCGGUGGUCCCAGCUCCCUGGCUCCCAUCUCAAGAGUCGCUGUGCCACAGGCUUAGGGACAGGACCCCAGCUCUGCCUCGGUCCUGGUGCCCUGGAUGCCCAGGAAUCUGUAUAUAUUUAUGGCCGGGCAGGGUGUGGGGCCAUGCCUCCUCAGGAGCCGAAGUCCAAGGGCCAGCCAGUGGCCUUCCCCAGCAUGCACCACGGGCCCGGGGUGGGUCACCAGGCAGGGGGCUGGCGUGUGAGGGCCCCACAGCCUGCAGGACCUCGUGCUGCCCCGAGGGCUGAGCCUGGCCCCACGAGGGUGCCAUGUCCCCUGACAGGGCCAGUGCAGUUUGGUGUGUCCUCCGCCUUACCAGGAGAAGAACGUGAAGAACUAUUUUUCAUUAUUGGUUUUCCAAUCAUUUGACUAAUAGUCUCCAUUUAAAUAAAGUUUUUAAAAUGAAGAGCAGCUGCCUGAGGGUGGCAGAUGAGAGCAGCCUGGGGUGGGUGACGGUUCUGGGGAAGGCACCCGGGGGCAAGGGCCAUGCGUGGCAUCUCCCAGGAGGGCUCUCCAGAAGAAAACCAAGGAACGCCGAGGCUGGGUGUCUCGCAGGCGGGGUGAGGCCUGCAGCUGGCCACAAGGCCCUGGGAGCCAGGGCAGAACCUGGGCCCAAGAAAGAGGGCAAUUUUGGAGCUGCAGGGUCUGGGGCCCAGAAAGCACAGCCUGGGCGUGGCCCCCUCAAGCCCCAGGGAGCUGCCACAGUGAGCACCUGGCCAUGCCCACAGCUGGCAUCUGGAGCGAGGGCAGAUUGGGGCAGGAACAGCUGCAGAAGGGGACAGGUUCCUGUGAGCCGAGGGCACCGCCGGGGGCUGCAUCCAGAGCUCUGCUUAAAAGAAUCUCAUCCCAGCCUGCGGAACUCCCGAAACACAUGGAAUUAUACACGGACCUGGCCUCUGAGUUGGGAGGGAGGGGCUUGGAGAAGACCCUUGCCCUGGGCAAGUGUGUUCCCCCGUGGCUCCCCCGCCCCAGCAGCCUGCAGCCCAGAUGGAAGCUCCAGGGUGCCUGGAACUCCUGGUGCUGCUCCCAGCCCUGACCGUUCUGCAUAUGAACGUGGGCCUUGGUUUCCCCAUCUGUAUGAAGAAGGGAGUAGUUCUGGGUGAUCGCAAGCCCUCCUGAUCUUACCUCUGCAGAGGUUGUCCCCGUGACAGCAUCUGUCCCCCCAGCUCAGCCACAUCAUGCUCAGCCCACCCGCCUUGGUGAGGACACAGAAGUAAAGGUGUAUGCAGUUGC